UAUCGUCGUCUGCUAGUAGACAUUUCCCACGUGUUGUUUCAAUCUCUUCAUCUGCGACAUUUAGGAUUACAUUUUUCGAAGCCCACAGAAAAUGCCAGAAGUGUGUCGAAAGCAAGUAACUCUUGAAGUAGAGCUAUCCCUAUUGGAUCCUCAACUUAGAUCAACAGAUCUGACACAUUUAUGUGAUGAUCUCAAAGACCUGAUUGAACACAUCCAAAAAGGAAACUUUGAAGAUGUUCUAAAGCACUGUCCAAUUAGGAUUUUUGGAGCAGGUAUUCAACAAUCGUCAAUCAAAGAAGCAGUUGAACGAUUUUGCCAUGAUAAUUCAAGUGAUGAAACCAGUUUAUUUCAGUUGCUUUGCAUUGGGAUAUCUGCCUUGCAGCGGUUUAUUCAAAGUAACUGGCUUGGAUGCAACAAAUGUGAAAUGUCAUCUGAUGAUGACAUGAUAGACAGUGCAUCCAAAGAAUGCUUAAUUAUUGAUGCAGAAUGCUUAUUUCCCACCAUUAAAGACCUACAAUUGCUCUUGGCUGCAAAAACCAUCUUAUUUGACUUCAAGGAACAGUUCAUGCACUUCAAGCUUUCAGGUUGGUGGCUCAUGAGGUAUUUAUAUGUCCACCAACGAGUCUUAGAGGAGUCAUCCCAAUUGCUGCAUUCUGCAUUCCUUGAAAACAUUAUUGGCAAGAUUGAUCAGCUUGAAGAAUCACUUGGAGGUAACUUGCUUUUCAACUCUCUGUUGCAGUUGGAGCUCGGUUACACCUACUUGCUGUAUGGUGAAGUGCAAAAAACCAAACUUCAUUUUGAAAAAGCUAAUGAGAUUGUUGGUUUUAGAUGUGAAUGGACAGGAGCAAUGGGGAAAAGGACGCAGUAUCAACAAACUCCGCUACCCCAAUUAACUAUCAGAGUUCAUUUCAACAUGGAUGAGGCGCUGCUGACAGAUACUACCGGACGAGCAAGUGAUCUGCCAAGAGACGUGCGAUUAGAGGAUGACACCCGUUUGAAUCAGAUCGCCUUUAUCAACAAAGAUGACAAUAUUCUCCCUGAUCUUCCUCCUCUGUACCAAUCUCUUUUGAUUGCUCAUGCAACUCAAAUUGAAAAAUUCCAUCCUAAAGAUGACCUUCUUGGAGAAGAACUAUCACCUUUACUAAACUGUAUCUUAGGCUAUCCAAAAAUCUGGUCUUUUCAUGUCAGCUCUUUGGUGAUGCGCUCCAAGUUGGAGUCUACGCAGCGCCGCGCUGUUGAACGAGCUCUUUCUCAGUUGCAAGAGCUAGCAGAUUCUCUAGCAAAAGUCAGCCCUGAUGCACAUCGUCGAAUUGAAUAUUUUUAUGUUUCGCGAAUUCCGCUCGAGUGUGAACUUCAAAGCGAAUUGGCCGAAGUUCUUAAAAGUCUUGGAGCAAUCAGCAGUGCGUUAGACAUUUAUAUUCGUCUCCAGCUGUGGGAUGGUGUUAUUGCUUGUUACCAACAACUCGACAGAAAACAUAAGGCAGAGGAAAUUGUCCGCCAAGAAUUGGCAAAAGGUGAAACACCCAAGCUGUGGUGUCUACUUGGAAAUUGCACUGAUGAUGUGACAUAUUACGAAAAAGCAUGGGAAUUGUCCAAGCACUCGAGCGCUAGAGCUCAACGAGAUUGGGCAAUGCACUUUUACAACAAAAAACAGCUUCGCGAAGCUAUCCCCCACUUUCAAGAGUCCUUAAGAGUCAAUGGAUUACAGGAAAAUAUCUGGAUUCGAUUGGCCUUUUGUGCUAUGGAUAUGGAAGACUGGGAAAUUGCCGCCUCUGCAUACCGUCGAUAUUGCGGUCUGAACUCUGAGUCGUUUGAGGCUUGGAAUAAUGUAGCCAAAUGUUAUGCCAAACUGGGCCAGAAAACUCGGGCUUGGAGAGCUUUGCAGGAAGCCGUCAAGUGUAACUAUGAAAAUUGGAAGAUUUGGGACAAUCUAAUGAUCGUAUCCAUCGAUUGCUGCGAAUAUGAAGAAGCCAUACGUUCAUACAACCGUAUCCUUGAACUGAAAGAAAAACAUGUCGACGUUCAAGUGCUGAAAAUAUUGGUUCAAGCAAUCGUGGAGAACAAAGAAGAUAAUUACGGCCAAGAAGUCAAUCGACUCGGUGCAGUUGUUCAAAAACUUUUUGGCCGCUUAACUUCACAGGUGACCAAUGACGCACAAGUUUGGGAAGUGUAUGCCGACCUUUUGGCUGGCAACGGAAGUACGGAAACAACGACGGCCUUUCGAGUGGCUCAACUCAUGCAAAAAUCCUAUCGAAGUGCCAUCCAGGAAAAGAACUGGGAAAAGGAUAUUCAAUCUUGUACGUUUACUCUUAGGUUGUGUAGAAAGUACGUAGAAAGUUGUCUAGACUUGAUGAACAAGGAUUCAUCCAAAGAAAAUUUUCAACUUGCUAGUUCUGCAAAACUAAGUUUAAGGUCUGCUAUAAGCCAGGUUAAACUUUGCUAUGAGUUGGACCUUCCAGAGGAAAUUAAAGAAAUUCUUGAUGCCCUGGAAAAUCUACAAAAAGAUUUACAAAAUAAAUUAACUACUAACUAAAUUUGCUACUACUGAUAUUGCAGUGAUUGUAUGUGAAUAAACUUGAAUAAAAAUUUUAUAUAACA
Messenger RNA from Daphnia pulicaria, 2598 nucleotides. RefSeq names its product tetratricopeptide repeat protein 27-like. Lineage: Eukaryota; Metazoa; Arthropoda; Branchiopoda; Diplostraca; Daphniidae. Gene Ontology annotation, molecular function: protein binding. The record is from RefSeq and is a predicted model, not a curated record. The transcript has 11 exons. The coding region runs from base 92 to 2533 and encodes 813 amino acids.